This is a messenger RNA of Pieris macdunnoughi, 246 nucleotides long. The record is from the annotation of a GenBank genome assembly. NCBI's taxonomy places the organism in Eukaryota, Metazoa, Arthropoda, Insecta, Lepidoptera, Pieridae.
AUGCCGCAACAGCGGCAUGCAUCCCGCUUGCUCCUCCGCGCUGAGCGCACCUCUCGCUCGCGCCGGCGCGAACACGUGUUUAUUUGUAUGUUUUAUCCUUCGGCGGCUUUAAACCCAACCCACCCCGACCGCAAAGUGCGCUCCGCCGCCCGCCGCGCCCGCGUCGCGUCGCCGCCUCUCGCGGCAAUACGACUCGCCCGCGAAACUUUGUCCGAAGUCGACGGGCACGGACGUACCGCGUAUUAA